GCUCAACGACCAAUCAGCCCUCUAGAACACAAUUGUUUACAGGCGCCUUCGCUGUAGCGUCCUCAGCUCGGACAGAAGGAGAAGGUUUCGCCCUCGAAAGGCUUGCAACAACACCAACUGCACAGCAGCGAUGACGAACAUGCAGGGUGCAGAAGUCCUUGCCCGAGGGUCGUUUGGCUGGGCCAUAGACGACGGCGGCAACUUCUCUACGAUUUGUCCCAACGGCUCCGAAUGGGUAUGGGAAGGACUUAAGGAAUGUGCACAGGACUCCAGGGACAUGGCCAGUGUGUUCCUGGGUCUCAUCUCCAUCGUCUGCUUCAUGGGCUCUUCCAUGCCACAGUACUACCGCUCUUGUAAGACGGGGAACAUGGACCAGGCGCUCUCCAUCUGGUUCCUGCUGCUGUGGUUGGCCGGAGACGUCUGUAACCUGGUGGGGUCAUUCCUCGCCAACCAGCUGCCCCUACAGACCUACACGGCCAUCUAUUACGUUCUGGCGGACCUGAUGAUCAUCGGGCUGUAUGUCUACUACAGGAGCCAGAACCGCAGGCGUCAGGACGGCUCCCCUGCUAGGAGGGUUCUGAACGUGGUGGGCGUGGCCUGUAUCCUGGGUCUUGUCGGCCACCUGGGACCCCUGGCAAGCCCGGCACUGCAUCAGGAGACCCUGGCAGACGGGUUCAAAGGUCGCGCCUUGUUGUGGACGGCUGACCCAAGCGCUCCAGGCAUUCGGGCCUUCACCACCAAGGAGAUCAUCGGCUUCUCCAUCGGAUCCAUCUCCUCCCUGCUCUACCUCUGCUCCAGACUGCCCCAGAUGUACACCAACUACACACGGAAGUCAACGGAGGGCGUGUCGUACUACCUGUUCGCGCUGGUCAUCCUGGGCAACACCAUGUACGGUCUGAGCGUGCUCCUGAAGAACCCGGACCGCGGGCAGGGCGAGGGCAGCUACGUCAUACACCACCUACCCUGGCUCAUCGGCAGCCUGGGAACCCUGGCCCUCGACCUCGCUAUCACGUUACAGUUUAUAAUCUACCGGCCCAAGCACCCAUCCGUCCACGAUGACGAAAUCAGUCCCCUACUGGGCUCCGGUGGGAAGUAGGCCCAGACUGGGACCGGGGACUGGUCCAACACAUCACCUCAGCCGGAGAGCGUCACAGGUCCAUCAAGGGCCUGUCUGUGCAAUUUUUAUCCAGGAUCGUUUUUUUUUUUUUUUUUUUAAAACCAGUGUUGUUUUUACCUCAACAAUCUGAACUCCGCCCCUGGGAUGGGAGGGAGGCUGAACUGUGUGUCACUGCCGAUCGCGCCUCAUUUUCUUGUUUUAAAGAGAUGACCAAAGCCAACACUAAGAGUUGCAAGCAAGUCCUCACGCCGUGACCGUUUGUCUGUUUUUAACUCUCUCUCCUUCUCCGUGAGAGUGAGGUGAUCUUUUUUUAUUUUGAUUUUACUGUAGAAAAAAAAUACUGUUUUAAAUCUUGUGUCCAAGUAUUGCAGAAAUGUUUUAAUCACUACCUGUGAAACCAGCCAAACCAAAACUUGGUACUUUUUUUUUGUUUAUAGCUUGAGUAGAAAUGAGAAAAGAAGGUAUAUAUAUAAAAAAAUGUCUUCUUUUUUUUUAACAUGAUGUGCAUUUUGUUUUGUUUCAAAAAAUAUCUGAUCCAACUGUAUAGUUGCAAUGUUUUUACUUGUGUGCAUAUUUAGUGUUUGUAUUACGCACUCAAAUAAUGGCACGCAUUUAGUUUUUUUUCACAACGCACUUUGUUUUAUUCCGUUUACCUUUUUCCCCUCACAGUUGGUGGGUUAAAUCAUCUCAGAAUGUGACUUGUUCUGCACACCUUGUAAAACACGUUGUAGUGGUCAGUUUUAUUGCGGCAAAACAUUAAAAUCAACAUGCGUAAAACAAA
Gadus macrocephalus (Pacific cod) is the source of this 1898-nucleotide messenger RNA. RefSeq names its product solute carrier family 66 member 1 (gene slc66a1). NCBI's taxonomy places the organism in Eukaryota, Metazoa, Chordata, Actinopteri, Gadiformes, Gadidae. The record is from RefSeq and is a predicted model, not a curated record. Bases 131 to 1096 code for a protein of 321 amino acids. The transcript has 8 exons.